Molecule: messenger RNA, 845 nt
Organism: Lontra canadensis (Northern American river otter)
Lineage: Eukaryota; Metazoa; Chordata; Mammalia; Carnivora; Mustelidae
Gene: TMEM208
Product: transmembrane protein 208
Exons: 6
Coding region: 179-724 (181 amino acids)
Biological process (GO): vacuolar protein processing
Cellular component (GO): intracellular membrane-bounded organelle
Source: RefSeq, a predicted model, not a curated record
CGGGAGGGGAGUGGGCGUCAGUACCAGAUUGUACCAGACCUGAUAGGAGACCUUAGGGGCUUGUGAAACGGGUGGGCGUCAGUCAAGAUCUGGAGGGGCGCACUAUUCAGUGCCACUCAGGAGCUCCCCUUGAAGGGGUAGUCAGCCCAAAGCUGGGUCUCAGCAGGAGAGCUGGGAGAUGAUCAACCUAGUGUUGGAUUGUUCCAGGCCCAAGGGCAAAGUGGGCACGAGGGGGAAGAAGCAGAUAUUUGAAGAGAACAAAGAGACUCUGAAGUUCUAUCUGCGAAUCAUACUGGGGGCCAAUGCCAUUUACUGUCUUGUGACCUUGGUGUUCUUCUACUCAUCUGCCUCAUUUUGGGCCUGGAUGGCCCUGGCCUUUAGUCUGGCAGUAUAUGGGGCCAGCUACCACUCUAUGAGCUCGAUGGCACGGGCAGCCUUUUCUGAGGAUGGGGCCCUGAUGGAUGGUGGAAUGGACCUCAACAUGGAGCAGGGCAUGGCAGAGCACCUUAAAGAUGUGAUCCUACUGACAGCCAUCGUGCAAGUGCUCAGCUGCUUCUCCCUCUACAUCUGGUCUUUCUGGCUUCUGGCUCCAGGCCGGGCCCUUUAUCUCCUCUGGGUGAAUGUGCUGGGUCCUUGGUUCACGGCAGACAGUGGCACCCCAGCACCAGAGCACAAUGAGAAACGGCAGCGCCGACAGGAGCGGCGGCAGAUGAAGCGAUUAUAGCCAGUGACAUUUUGGCCACAGGCUGCAUGGCCCCCUGCCAGGAGCAAGGAGGGCCUAGUCCAGGGCCCAGAAGCAGUGUAAGGUAUAGGAUUGUUGAAUAAAUGGCUCAGAAUGUGGCUAA